Molecule: messenger RNA, 3750 nt
Organism: Ailuropoda melanoleuca (giant panda)
Lineage: Eukaryota; Metazoa; Chordata; Mammalia; Carnivora; Ursidae
Exons: 1
Coding region: 22-3750 (1242 amino acids)
Source: RefSeq, a predicted model, not a curated record
CCUAGGGCAUGGAGCAGGACUAUGGAAGUCACCAAGAAGGUGGGGGACCCUGAUCCACCGGGCCCCCAAGGCCACCCCUCGGCCAGCAGCCAGCAGCCAAAGGGGGGCUUCAGAGGGUCCCAGGGACCAUGGAUAAACUCGGGAUCUGUAUACUUUAGGCAGGCGUUGUCAUUGUCCACUGAGGCCAUCAUCGAUAGGACCUGUGACCCUGACUCCCAGGCCCAGGUCCCCGAGCCCAUUUACCAGCUACACCAGGAUCCUGCUGAGGUUGGCUCCCAGUGUGUCUGUGGGCAGACCUCCCAAGAUGUUCCAAGACUUCCCUCUACCAGCCCGCUUCCAAGCUCCAUCGUGGGAACCCCAACGCAUCUCGUCGUGGAGAACAGGACCCUGGCCCUGCCUGUGGGCACACACAGUGACAACACCAGUGACACGAUCCAGCAUGGAUUCUGCCGCUCCCGGGUUCAGGUGCAGGUUGCCGGGCAGGGCAAGGUUCCAGCUAAAGUCCUGGUAGGCUGGGGCAAAGGCCCCUGCAGCCCUGACCAGGUAGCCCCCUUGGGCAGCAGGAAGAGCCGGUGGCUACCCUAUUUCCUUUCAGGGGAUGAGGGCUUGGCUGCAGCCCAAGGUCCUCUUCCAGCUCCAGCCCAAAGUCAGGACCAGGGCACGUGCCCAUGUCCGGCCCAGGCCCCUCCAGCUCCAACUCAGGCAAACGCUCCAGCUGCCGCUCCAGCUCCGGUGCCGGCAGCAGUGGAACCUUAUACCUGCAACUCUGACCACCUGACAGACACCACUGCCACGACCAAUGGCCUGUCCCAAGACCUCCUGCCCAGGAAGAGUGGCAACCAAUGGGCAGGCCUCUCGGAGUCUUCCAAAGUGGUCUCGUCCUGCCAGGACAAAGUGGAUUUUGGUUUUCGGAAGGAGCCUCCCACCCCAGCGCCUUCUCCGAAUGAGUCCUCAGACCAUGUCCAGGAGCUCGAGGUUGCCAGAACGCAGGUGUUAUCCAAACUGCCUGAGAACCCAGCAGAGAAGGCCCCCGUCUGUACCUCUAGGCCAGACAGCCCAACACCAGGCUCAGGACCGCCGGGUACCCCCAAGUCCCAGAGGAAUAGCCAGGAGAGUAGCAGCUCACCGCCAGACCAGCAGCCUCUCAACGUUUGCAACAAUACCGGCUCCAAUGUGCCACAGUCUGCCUACCAAGUCUCCCGCCACAAGCAUUCACCAGUCCAGUCUCCCAGGGAAGCCAUCCAGAUCCCCCCCUCCAGUGCCCCUACCUGCCAGCUCCGGGAUGCUGUGGAAGACCACGUGCUGGUGUUCGAUAUGGCCACAGGGAACACCAGGAUGGGGCUGCUGUGCCAUGACCCCAUGGGUUCACGGGCAGUGUUGCUAGGUGUCAUGCCCAGCCAUCCAUCCAUCUAUGUCCCCGAAAAUGUGUUGUCCACUCCACCGUUAGCCAUGCCUAUCCUUUCCCUGGACAGCAAUCGCUCCAACUUCUGGUCGGCCUCGCCCAUGCUGUCCAGCUCUGUGCCCUCCAGCCUCUCAUCUGGAAGCUACCGAGAGGUGGCCCUGGUUCCCAAGGAGGGCAGGCUCAACUUGGAGUCACGGGACUCCCCUGGUAUCAAGACACCCCUCAGAGUGUUCACUAGGCCCAUUCCACUGGGGAUCCCCCUCCAAUUUGGUGAGAGAAUAUUGAGCCAUGUCCAUGAUCCGGGCUGCUCCAAACCCAAUGCUGAAAAUAAUGAACCUAGUCGUACCAUCUGGAUGCAGGACACCUCCAUGGUCCAGCCCAAGAAACUGCAGUGGGUGAACUCAGAGAAAACUGCAGAGCCUGCUCCCCAGGCCCCAACCCAGGAGGUGCCCAGAUCCCUGCUUCAGGAGAAUAUAGGCAACCACAGCCAGAAAGAGGUCCUUACUGCUCACCCUGGCAGCCUUCGGGCUGAGGGUGCUGGGCAGACCUCCCUCGGUGGUCGGCCGCCUCUAACGGAGCAACAUACCUUUGCUGGACAGUGUCCUCCCACAGGUCAGCCUCCCUCUGCUGCGCAGUGCCCCCUCACUGGGCAGACCCACCUUUCUGGACAGCCACUCCUCGCUGAGCAGCCCCCCUCCCCCAGGCAGCUCCCCCUUCCUGGUCUGCUCCCUCUCACUGGAACCCCUCUUGCCAGGCAGCUUUCUCUCACUGGGAAGACUCCCUUUUCUCAAGAACCCCCCAUUCCCAAAGAGCCCAUCAUCUCAGGAGGGCCGCCCAUCACCAGGGAGCCUGGCCAGGCCUCCACCUUGUGCCAGGAAGGGGAGCCCUUGAGCCUGCCGGCCCGUGUGGGGGUACUUCAGGUGCCCCUGGCCCCCGAGGAGACCUGCGUCUACAUGAGCAGAGAAAAGGUCAGCGCCGGUGCCCCCGAAAGCUCCAGCACACACCGGCUCUCAUCCUGGCAACCUGGCAGCUCCCCCAGCACCCAGAAGGAGCAGUUUUCCCUGGUCACGUUCUCCACACCUGGCACUGGCUGCAAGGUCUUGCCCAUGGCCGUGGUGGGCACCGAGCCCCAGGGUCCCCAGUUCAAGCUGCCACCCAAGGACAUUACACACUCAUCAGUGCUUGCACACCUUGGCCUGCUGCGUGGGGCCUGCUAUGAACUGAUGCCCACCACAGACGCUCUGCCAGUGCCGUCCCCGCUGCUCUGCCGCCACUCUCUGGGCCCCUACCAGGACAUGGCGGCGGCGGUGAUUGACACGGGCACAGGCUUCACCAAAUGUGGACUGGCUGGAGAGGACCACAUCCUCAGCGUGGUGCCCUCACGGGUCCAGCUGCUGCAGCACCCGGCCCAGGACGAGCCCCGGUACACAGUGCCCGAGAACCAAGAGGCCUCCUAUUCAGUGCUGAAUCGAGGCGUGGUCUCGGACUGGGACGCGCUGGAGGUGCUGUGGCAGCACCUGUUUUACUGCCGGCUGGGCGUGCGGCCGGAGGAGCUGGCCGUGCUUGUGGCCGACUCGCCCAUCUCCCCGCGCACCAACCGAGAGAAGGUGGCCGAGAUACUCUUCGAGCGUUUCCACGUGCCAGCCAUGCAGACGGUGCACCAGGCCCUGCUGGCGCUCUAUGCUUAUGGGCGCACCACCGGGCUGGUGCUGGGCAGUGGCCAUGGCACCUCCUACGUGGCCCCUAUCCUCACGGGGGAUCUGGCCCCGCUGGACACCUACCGGCUGGAUGUGGCCGGGGCCGACCUCACCGAAUACCUGGCUCAGCUGUUGCUGGCAGGCGGCCACUCACCACCCAAGGCAGGGUUGGUCAACCAGAUUAAAGAGGCCUGCUGCUAUGUGGCCAUGAAUAUGACAGCUGAGAUGGCCCGCACCCAGACCCAGGCCCGAGUGGACUUCGUGCUUCCAGACAAGCAGGUCAUCACACUGGGCUCUGAGCGUUUCUGCUGCCCUGAGGCCCUCUUCCAGCCCAGUCUGCUAGGCCUCAACCAGCCUGGCCUCCCUCAAUUAGCCCUCUUAAGCAUCAGCCGGCUGGAGGCCAAGCAGCAGGAGGAGCUGCUGGCCAACGUGGUGCUGGACGGCGGCAGCACCCUGAUGAAUGGCUUUCCCGAGCGCCUGAGGCAGGAGCUGGGUCCCCGAGCCACUGUGCUGGGCUCUCCCCACCGUGCUGUCACUGCUUGGCUUGGAGGCUCCAUCAUGGCGUCCCGGGACUCCUUCCAGAGCCUGUGGCUCAGCCGCCGUGAGUACGAGGAGGAAGGCCCUUGGGCCAUCUACAAGUACCAUCUGUGA